GGCGGCGGCGGCGCUUGGUGUUUAUAUAUUUGCCGCUGCCGGGGCUGAUCGCGAGGCGGCAGAGCGCGAGGGCUGCGGUUGCGGCUCCUGGAGGCUCCCUUUUGGGCGCUAUGCGGACUUCGGGAGAGGAAGAGGAAGAAGGGGAAGAAGAAGCAGGAGAAGGAGGUGGCAGGUAGCCCUGGGAAGGAGAGGAUGGCGACUGGCGGCAGGAGGAACAGCCGAGAGUCCCGGGCGACCCUGCAGCACCAGCACCAGCAGCACCGUCGCCCUCCUUGGCUGCGCGGCGCCCGGGGAUCAGACGGAGGCGCCUCUUCCUCCUCCUCCUCCUCGCCCGCCAGGUGGGCCGGUGCCCUGGCCCUGCUCUGGGCUUCGUGCCUCUGCUACUGGAACUCCCUCCGGGGAGAGUUCGUGCACGACGACGUCUGGGCCAUCCUCAACAACCGGGACGUCCGCCCCGGGACCCCGCUGGCCUCCGCCUUCGCCGACGACUUCUGGGGGAAAGGCAUGGGCGAGGAGGCCAGCCACAAGUCCUACCGGCCCCUCUGCGUCCUCAGCUUCAAGUUGAAUAUAAUGCUGGCUGGAAUGAAUCCCUUUUAUUUCCAUGCCGUGAAUGUAGUCCUGCACUGCCUGGUGACACUUGUGCUGAUGUAUACUUGUGACAAAGCCGUUUUCAAGGACUGCCGCUUGGCUUUUGUCACAGCUCUCUUCUUUGCUGUCCAUCCUAUUCACACUGAGGCUGUAACGGGUAUAGUAGGCAGAGCAGACGUAUUGGCUUGCCUCCUAUUUCUUUUGGCUUUUCUCUCCUAUAAUAGGAGUGUGGAUCAGCUUUAUGUUGGGGAACAUUUCCCUCCCACUGCCUCUGUCUCCUUUUUGCUGCUUAGUUUAUUUCUUGGGACCUGUGCAAUGCUGGUAAAGGAAACAGGGAUCACCGUGUUUGGAGUCUGCUUGGUGUAUGAUGGCUUCCUGCUUUCUCAAAAUAGACCCAAAUUUAAAAACGGAGGGAUGCCUUACAAGUUGCCUCGACAGCCUGCUACUUCACUGCCUGCUUCAUUGCAGUUUCCUUCAUCCAGCUGGGAGAAUGGGAGGCAUCGUGUGGCUCACAAAGGGACAUGGAACUCCUGUCACCCUGCAUCUCCGGAGGAGCGGCAGCACAGCAGCCUUUCUGUCUUCAGCAAAGCUGUAGUAGCUGUGCUCAGUUACAUGACAACAAGUAACAAACAGAGGUUCUUACAUAUCACAAGACCUUUUUUAAAGAGGGCUGCCUUGGUACUUGCAUAUGUGAUCCUACUUUUGUAUUUUCGUCUCUGGAUAAUGGGAGGUUCCAUGCCCGCAUUUUCAGAACAGGACAAUCCAGCUUCCUUCUCGCCAUAUCUCCUUACAAGGUUUCUAACUUAUUCCUACCUCCUGGCCUUCAACGCCUGGCUGUUGCUGGCUCCUAUCACUCUGUGCUAUGACUGGCAGGUUGGGAGCAUCCCUUUGGUGGAAUCAGUCUGGGAUGUUAGGAAUUUUGCCACCAUUCUCUUGGUGGUGGUGAUGCUGCUGCUUGGUCUACAUUGUAUAGUGGCAUUCAAGAAACUGGAACACAGAGAAGUUCUAGUUGGCCUGUUGUUCCUGGUUUUCCCCUUCAUACCAGCUAGCAACCUCUUCUUCAGGGUGGGAUUUGUUGUGGCAGAGCGCGUCCUGUAUAUGCCUAGUAUGGGGUACUGCAUCCUCUUGGUUCAUGGCUUAAACAAGUUUUGCACAUGGCUGAAUAAAUGGGGAGUCACUGCAAUGACUAUGUCGGCUUUGCUUCUGCUCUUAUUCUCUUGGAAAACCGUGAAACAAAAUGAAAUUUGGUUGUCAAGAGAGUCCCUUUUCAGGUCAGGAGUCCAGACUCUGCCCCAUAAUGCCAAGGUCCACUAUAACUAUGCUAAUUUUUUGAAAGAUCAGGGUCGUGACCGUGAAGCCAUCUACCACUACAAAACAGCACUUGAGUUGUAUCCCCGUCACGCAAGUGCCCUGAACAACCUUGGGACAUUGACCAAAGACCUCACAGAGGCAAAGGAAUACUACAGGAGGGCCCUCCAGCUAAAUCCACAGCACAAUCGAGCCCUCUUCAAUCUUGGAAAUCUACUCAAGACCCAGGGGAAGAAGGAGGAAGCUGUUCUCUUACUGAGAGAUUCCAUUCAGUAUGGACCAGAAUUUGCAGAUGCUUACUCCAGUCUUGCAUCGCUGUUGGCUGACCAGGACCAGUUAAAAGAAGCUGAGGAAGUAUAUCAGGCUGGAAUAGAGAACUGUCCAGAGAGCUCUGAUCUUCAUAAUAACUAUGGGGUCUUCUUAGUCGAUACUGGAUCUCCAGAGACUGCAGUUUCCCACUACCAGAAGGCCAUCCAGCUGAGCCCAAGUCAUCAUGUGGCCAUGGUGAACCUGGGUAGGUUGUACCGCUCCUUGGGACAGAACAAAGAAGCUGAAACUUGGUACAAACGGGCAUUGAAAGUGACACGAAAGGCUGAAAUUCUGACCCCUCUUGGAGCACUGUAUUACAACACAGGGCGAUACGAAGAUGCACUAAAGGUGUACAGAGAAGCUGCAGCACUUCAGCCAUCCAAUAAGGAUACUCGUCUGGCCCUGGCUCAGGUUUUGGCAAUGAUGGGGCAAACCAAGGAAGCUGAACAAAUGACCAAUCAUAUUGUGACCGAAGAGGCUGAGUGCCUGGAGUGCUACCGCCUUUUGUCAGCUAUUUACAGCAAACAAGAGAAUUACAACAAGGCACUUGAAGCCAUAGACAAAGCUCUACAGCUGAAACCAAAGGACCCCAAAGUCAUAUCAGAGCUCUUUUUCACUAAAGGAAAUCAGCUCAGAGAGCAAAACCACUUGGACAAAGCUUUUGAGAGCUAUAAAGUGUCUGUAGACUUAAACCCAGAGCAAGCACAAGCCUGGAUGAAUAUGGGAGGCAUUGAGCAUAUCAAGGGUAACUACAUCACUGCACGCAACUAUUAUGAGAAGGCUUUACAGCUCGUUCCAAAUAGCAAGUUGCUAAAAGAGAAUUUGGCUAAACUGGAUCGCUUGGAGAAACGGCUACAGAAUGUUAAAGAGAGAACAUAACAGGAUCAUCCCUUUGAGUGUAUGCCUCCCAGUGAUGAGCAAGUGCUAUAAAAGCCACAGUUUUCCUUCAAAACAGCAGCCAGCUGAAAGGAAUUGUGGGUGCAGUGGUGACCCAGAACAAGAGGACCAUAUAUAGGAAUUGUACCGAAACUGCCAAAGCUAUGGAAGUCCUCCUGCUGCUGGAUAUGCUGUACCUUGGGUGGAAACUUAAUCUUAAUCCAGAUGUUUGCUUGGGUGGAUUUGCCUCAUACCAUUAGCAUUCAUACCAUUAACAUUUAUAGAGAGAAUGCUUAUAUAAUGCUGAAAUCUCUGAUUCUUAAAAUUAAAAUAACACAUUGGGACAAUGGUUGGAAGUGGAAAUAAUGGCCUGAUUCACUGAGGACUGAAUAGGAUGGUCCCCUUUGUUCAGUCUUGCUAAGAGGCAGUGGUAGCCAUAGCUGAGGGAAAUAGCAGCCAUCUUAGGUCAUCCUAGUGAUUAUUGUCACAAGACCUGGGAAAUUGCAGUCCAUCAUCCAGGAUGGAAAUGUAUACACCAUAUUUUCCACUGCGUACUUCAGUCAUGAGUGUGACUUCAGAAAAAGAAGUCCUGCAUGCAAAGCAUUUGUUUUUGUGAUGUUUAUAUACAAGAUAUCACACCAGUGGUUGGAGUUUAGGGCUUCUUCUUUUCUUGGUCAAAAUAACAAGGUUGCUUUACUGAAAAUCAUUGAAUGGAAAGGAACAUCUCUAAAAAGAGCUGAAGCACACUUCAGAAUAUUUCAGUAAUGUUAAGGGAUCACAGCUAUUCCUUUAAAAAUUAUGUUGUUCAAAAAAUGAGAGCCAUGCAUGUGAGAUUUCUCCCACUCAGCCACAGAUGCUUCUGCUGCCUCGGAGGCUGAUUCAGGAGGAACUCCUGAGUGCAGCUUGUGAGGAGAUGGCACAAAGGUUUCUGUGAGAAGUAGGGCCUUAUGAAGCCUGCUAAGCACAUUGAACCUUCCUUGGUGGCCACUUUGUACACUGGCCAAUAAGAGAGACAAUAGGACCUCCUUUUCCCCCCCAACCUGCCAUGCCAUCUGGGGCUUUCUGGGAGCUCUAGUCUGAAAAUAUAAAUUUUUCCAAGUAUCCUUGAUGUGUUUAUGGGACUUGGAAGAAUGAGUGAAGAAUGGGAUUUUUGAGACAUCUUUUCUUUUGACAUGUAGAAAUUUCAUUUCCUCUCUUGUUGACAAAAAUAUGUGAUGGAGAAGAGAGUUCAUAUUACUGAGUUUGGGUUUUUCAUGUUUGAGUGUUAUUUAUUCAACAUAAUAAAAUGCCAUAUAUUUCACAUUUCUCUGUGUGAGGAAAAAUUAGAUGGUAUCUUUCAUAACUAGAAAUGUAACUCAACAUGUGGCUAUUGCUCUUAUUUUUAUGAAGGUAGAGAAGGUAGCAGCCACAAGGCAGUGGAGGAAUGUAUGUUAAAUUAUUCUGUUGAUAUUCCUUGAGUUCUCAGAUGCCUCCAGUGCUUGGUACAUACUUCUGUCAACCCUUUUGUGAGGGUUGUGAUAAAGGAAGUGACAGCUUACUCAAAUGAGGAUUCCUUGUCUUCAUUCAGUAGCUCAACUGUAAUGUUCACUGAUCAAGAUCAUGAUCUUAAGGUCCUCCAUCAAUGUAACUGUUGGAUGGUAUCACUGAGAUUGCAGACACUCUUCAGAGAGAAGCCCCAGACAUGUGCAUCACAAAGUGCCAAAAUAUAGAGCUCUGUAAUGUAGUUUUAUUCCUGCCUCCUGGUGAAAAUUGGCACCAUUGUGAAUUGCUUGUAAGAGCAUUCUUUCCUUAUGUGGUUCCCUUCAAGUAUUUCUGAUUACAGCUCCCCCUGAUUGCUGAUCAUUAGGCAUGUUGCAUGGGGAGAAUGGGAACUGUAGUCUGCAUCUUCAGGAGCUUUGGAGAAGACUGUUGUGGAAUUACUGUCAUUGAGAGAAUAUGAAAGACCAUUUACAAACUGAUAACUUUCCUUGGCAUACAUGUGCAUACUCCAUAAAUCUCUUGUUUAUAUUAUAUUGCCAAAUAAUGAGAACGUUCUUACCACAUGUCUAGAAAUCUGGGGAAUGGUUAAUGAUUCCUGCUACUUGGCAGGGCCAUACUGCCCUGGGCCUUUUGGCAACUGUCAGCCCUUUAUAACCUAUGGUUGCUGGGAGGAGGGCAGUUUGGGGAAAGUUGAAUUAAAUUUGAAAUGUCUGAAACUAUUCUAGAAUAGCAAAGAAGUGGCUGUUAAGAUCUUUGGGUGCUUCUGGUGAAGGCUUUUAUUAUCUUUUUUUGUGCAGCAGCCUGCCUGAUUCAUUGCAUUUUCCAGGAAUCCAGGCUAGGGAUGUAAAUCUUUACUUGUUUUGUUUUGCACGCAAGAAUUGGAAAAUGUUAGUAACAACAAAAAUCCUGCUGGUUAAGAUUUUUUUUUGUGCCUUUUUUUCCCUUUAAAGCAUUUUUGUUUAUUUUUUUCUUUAAAAUUUGUUGCAUUUUGGCACUUUUUUGCAAACAAAUGCCCACAGUGUUUUUGCUCAAGUUCCCCCGCCACAAAAUGCAAUGAUUUUUCACAAAAACAUUAAAACAAAACAAAAAAUAGGGAUGCUGGUCUUUUUGCUUUUGUACAGGAAUGACUGCCAUGUUUUUUUUCAUUCCAAGAUGAGAACAUUUGUGAAUAUUUUUAAUAUUCCUGGUUUAGACAGCAAAAUCUGUAACUGUCCAUCUUUUCCAGUAAUCUUUUCAGGGUUUUUUGUGGGGAAAGGGUUGUCUUACCACAGAAAAUCUGCUAAGAAGGGAGAGAAUAACUUUAUAAUGCCUUUUGAUUGGUACCACUAGGAAACCAUCUGAAAGCACCCUUUACUGAGAAUAGCAAGUUAACUUUGAGUGGCCUUAAUGGUUUAGUAAUGUGGCCCAGUGAAACGAGAGCUGGGAGACUUGGGUUCAAGCUCUGUUUCUACUGCCUCUGCACAUUAUAUGUUAGCAUCAGUUAUUCAUAUGUGAAAUAAGUAUAGUAGAGUGUUGUAUUUCACAGGAACAUUAUGAUGGCAAAUACAAGAAAAAUGUAAGCCAUAUAAAUAAAAACUGCUAUGUAAAUCAGGGAUGAUGGUGUAUACAGACAAAGGUUUAAAUACUGGAAGAAGUGCAGCACAUUUUUGUUUCAAUUUUUAAUAUAACUCUAAACUUUUAAAAUAGUGUUUGCAAGUAAUUAAAGCUUGACCUUGAGUCAGCUAAGGUUUUUUAGCCCAUGACUUAAACCUACUAUAUCAUCCACAUUUCUUUAUCAUUUUAAGUGGAUGGGAGGCGAUUGUAAAGUAGAAACCCAUUGAGCAUAAAUAUUCCAAGUAAAAACUGUGGCAAGCAAAGCAUAAUUCCCUAGGAGGUUCUACUCAGCAAAUUCCUAUAAAAUAAGAACUUCCUGAUAGAUUGUGCAAAUAGAUUGAGAUCCAGUGAACAUUAACACAGAUUUGUCAUGAGAUUACAUGUCCCUGAAUUAAUCCGUGACAUCUUUGGCUGGCCAGUGAUGGGAAAGGCUUCUACCUAAGUCCUGAAGAGGUGCUGCUCUUGGUUCAAAACACACUGCAGAAAUAAUCCAGUUUGGUCAGCUUUAAUGGCCCUGGCUCAGUGCUAGGGAAUCCUGGGAAUUGUAGUUUAUUGUAGUUCCAGACCUCUCUGACAGAGA
Molecule: messenger RNA, 6733 nt
Organism: Sceloporus undulatus (fence lizard)
Lineage: Eukaryota; Metazoa; Chordata; Lepidosauria; Squamata; Phrynosomatidae
Gene: TMTC1
Product: transmembrane O-mannosyltransferase targeting cadherins 1
Exons: 20
Coding region: 193-3084 (963 amino acids)
Biological process (GO): RNA processing; protein O-linked glycosylation via mannose
Molecular function (GO): protein binding; mannosyltransferase activity
Source: RefSeq, a predicted model, not a curated record